Molecule: messenger RNA, 2297 nt
Organism: Maniola jurtina (meadow brown)
Lineage: Eukaryota; Metazoa; Arthropoda; Insecta; Lepidoptera; Nymphalidae
Exons: 5
Coding region: 366-1589 (407 amino acids)
Source: RefSeq, a predicted model, not a curated record
AGCAGUGCUAGGGCGAUCCCCUCAGUCGACGGAUCGGUCGCGAUACGACCCGUCUCGCGUCGGCCUUUGCCUCGAAAAUAAACACGAACGAAAAAAAAAUAUUGUCUAUGCUCGCGUCAAUAAAACAAAAACAUUCAAAAUUUAAACCAGGUGAAUUAAUGUGCGGAUUAAAGGCGGGAAAGUGCACCGAUUAAAAAAAUUAAAAAUGACUUGAUUGUGAACAUCCAGGAACAUCCUGAUUUUUAGUACUGCAGCCAAAACUAAACAGUGAAAGAGACGGCACGUGCCCGAAUAUAAACCGACUAAGUGUAAACUUAUUAGUGAUUUAAUGAGUGCGAGCGAGAGCCACGUGGCAAGUAUCCAAGAUGAAUCUAAUGUUUCGGAAGAACUUCACGACGGAGAAGACGGUUUCGACGAGCAGUGGGGGGGGCAAGGCGAAAGGAGCGCUGGGCGCGGGCAGGAACGCGAAGCGACGGGCCGGGGAACGCUACUCGUGCAUGGAGGAACACCACUACAGGACCCACCUGUUCUUCUCGGCACCUCGGGCCAGCGCGCAGUAUAACGAUGGCUCAGGUAACUCCGGAAAACGAUGUGGUCCAGUCAUUGGCGGCGGUACGGGCCCGGAUACGGAGCCCCCGCAGCCCCUCGUCACGCGGGAGCCCACCGUCUCGCUCAUGCGCUGGGAGAAGCCGGCGGCCUCGGAGCGGCGGCGCACGGAGCCGGUGUCGCUCGCUACCCUGGAGAGAGACUGCUUCGUGAUCCCCGCGCAUGCGCUGGACCGGUUCCUGCCUGAUGGUGUGCCACUGCCAGUCCCUCCGCCAACGCCAGAAAAGGGGAUGCACACAAAAACUGCCCAAAACUCCCUCAGCGUCCUCGAAGUGGCUGAUCCGAAGCUUUGCAUUCUGGCACACCUGAUGAGUCCCUUAGAACCCAUAGAGCCUAUCCUAGAAUCUCCACUUGCCAAACCUAUCAUGAAACAGAAAACUGCCGCUGGGGAGCUACUCAACGAUGUGGCUCACGCGAACACCGCUGUAGGAGGAAUGCUGUUGGCCAAUAUGGAGAAGAACGCGGAAUUCCCAUUCAUAUCGUACUAUGUGAUAAACACAACGCAAACGGACCCGUUGCUGUUCUAUAAUAAUAUGAGAAGUGCCUCACUGUCAAAAUUCGAUCCAAAAACUAUUAGGUAUUCCGCUGCUCACACGCUGGAUUUGUAUAGUGAAGUGGCGAUGAUAUGCCGACCGCCUUUCAGCGAUCUAGCCGGUGGACCAAAGAAGUCGCACACGCCCACCACGGGGUUCAUCAUUAGUGUUUAUAAGGUUUUCGAAGGCGACGACGGAGAACGCUUCGAAAGAAACUGGCUGUACUGGACGGGAGCCAGGAUGCUGUACCGCCAUCUUCCCCACUCGGUGGGCAUGAGGAAGAUCGCCUUACACAAAUCAGUCGCGUCCCACGGCGACAAGAUGUACUUGUUGGUCUGCGAGUGUGCCAACUUGUUGGACGACUUGUCGGGCGCCGCCAUGUUGAUUACUGCGUUGCGAGCGAGGUUGUGCGGUUACACGGGGCUUUAUAGACCUAUCCAGACUUUCUAGUAGAGGGGGUUCCCGUAGGGGCCUUCUUUUAGCAAGAGUUUAAAAUAAAAAGCGUUUAACUAGGACCACAAAUUAAUAAAUUUCGCGCUCACUGCGCUCGUGCAGUCGUUUGAUCUUGUUGUAUUCGUUUUAUAAUAACGGAGCUAAGAUAAUAUUUUCGUAUUAGUACGAACAUACAAAGUAGAGGGCGUUAUUACUUUGUUAAUUUUAUACUUAAAUUAACAAGAAAAAACAUAUUGUUGUUCUUAUUAUUGCGUAAAGGUAAAUGCCUAAAUUGCAUGGCCUCAGACGGGCCGGGAAUAUUAGAAUGUGAAUGAAGGUGUGAACUAGAUAUAAAUCUUACUUAUCGUGAUGAAAAUAAAAUAGUUAAACACUUUUUAUAUUUAAACGUAUGAAUAGUUAACGCCGUGGUAGGUCGGAGAGUUUGUAUUUUGUAGGUUUAAGGGAGCACCACAUUAAUGUUAAAAUAGGAUCGACCUGGGAUUGACGAGCUUCAGAAAUGGAAGUGAUUUGUUCAAUAUUAUAGAUUCGCUAAAUAGUUGAUAGAUUAAGUACAAUAACUCUUCGAAAAAAUCGUACCUACUGUACAAAUUUUGCUGUCGAUUGUUUUGCGUCGUUUUUUUGCUAGUUGGGACGGCAACGGCAAUAUUACUCUAAUUUUUUUAUUACUUUAUUAUAAACUAGGAUAAAAAUAAUGACGUAAACUGA